AUGCCGACCUGCUCCAAUUGUCUCAAGAGCGGCAUCGACUGUGUAUAUACAGAACCGCCGCCGCGCCGCCGAAAGCGACGCUUGAGCGGUGAUAUCUCUGCAAAGCUGGCUGAGUAUGAGCGUAUACUGAAGCACAAUGGCUUAUUCCCGCUAGCGGAGACGAGAGACUCGACUCCUCUAGACACUCAAAACAAGCCAGUCGCUUUGCGCUCGACUCAAGGCGCGACGUCACAAGCAGGGAGGCUGGUGACGAGCACAGGGAGCACUCGAUAUGUGAACAGUAAUCUGUGGGACAAUAUUGACGAUGAUGAGAUGCAACAAGCGUCUGAGGAAGACGACCAAGAAGCAGUAAUGAGCGGCAUGGAAGACAGUGUUGCUGCCGAAGAUCCGUUUUCACUUGCACUCAUGGCUGACCACCGUACUCUGCUGCGAUAUCACCCCGACCAUAGCCAGGCCGUUGCCACGUGGCGCACGUAUCUCGAGAAUGUGGAGCCGCUCUGCAAAGUGUUGCAUACACCGACUGUUGGGAAGCUCAUCGAGAGGGGUGCGCUCGACCCCUCAACAGUGACCAAAACCGAGGAGUGCUUGCUGUUUGCGAUCUACCACUUUGCGGUAUUGUCCAUGACAGAGGCUGAUUGUCUCAAGCAAUGCCAACAGCCGCGUGCGGUAUUACUGAAGAGGUAUCACUUCUGCGCACGACAAGCUCUUGUGAAUGCCAAAUUCCUGAAGACCACAGACAUGAAUAUCAUGCAGGCAUAUGUUCUCUUUCUUCUCUCCUGCAGAACUCACUAUGAUCCGUCGACAUACUGGAUCCUCACAGGGGUGGCGGCGCGCAUAUCUCAACGUAUGGGGCUCCAUAGGGAUGGCGAAGCGGCUGGCUUGCCGCCAUUCGAAGUCCAGAUGAGACGUAGGCUAUUCUACCAAGUGGUGCCUCUGGACGGCAUGUCAAGUCGGGAAUCGGGCGUGAGCGACGCAUCAACACCAGAUCAUUUCGAUACGCUGCCGCCUCUCAACGUCAAUGACGAUCAGAUCUGGCCCGGAAUGACAACAAAACCAGUGUCCCAAAAAGGCGCCACAGAAAUGGUAUUCUGCCUCUCACGUUCCUAUAUUGGAAGGGCUUUCGCUGCCAGCAAGCAACUGAAAGAUGAUGAUGAGGCGCAGAAAAUGAUCUCUCGUACUGAGGACGAAGUGGAAGAUCUGUAUCUGCGCUAUUGCGAGUUCGCUAAUCCUCUUCACCUGCUCACCAACUUGGCAACUAGGUCGGCGUUGAAUGCCAUGCGAUUACGAGUGCGACUACCACGACUAAAUGAAAGACCAGACACCGAUGAUAGCCGGAGGGAGAGACUGCGACUAUCGUGCAAGAUCCUCGACACUGACGCGGCAGCUCAUACUCACUCAACGUUGCGAAAGUACAUGUGGUACAUUGGACCUCUAUUCGCUUGGGGCACCUGGGACGCCUUGAUAUCGAUUGUGACUGCUCUCCAGAGACCCGACUCGCUCUCUCGCACCGAGACUGAUGACAUGUGGGAGAAGGUCGAACAGCUCUAUUCUAACCACAUGGAUCUAAUGAUCAAGUCUAAAAGCGCUUUACAAGUUGCCAUUGGGCGCCUGGCCCUCAAAGCAUGGGACGCGAAUCCUCCAUCGAAGCAAACACCGCAGCCCGAAUUCAUCGUUGCAUUGCGCGCAUCACGAAGAUUUCAGUAUCUGGCCAAACGCGCCAUGGCUGGACCAGUCGAAGGGGCGACGUUUGACGAGGUUUCAUUGAAGCAACAGCCUUCUGUGCUGUUCGAUGCCAACGCAACAAAGCCCGGCGACUCUCCAGAUCUCGACUUUGAUUUUGACUACGGAAAUCUCCUUGACGAUAGUGCACCGGACUGGGUGUUCUGGGAUAACCUGAUCAAAGAUUUCCAGUCACAAGGAGCACAGAACUAG
Messenger RNA from Cercospora beticola, 1932 nucleotides. RefSeq names its product Zn(II)2Cys6 transcription factor. Gene Ontology annotation, molecular function: DNA-binding transcription factor activity, RNA polymerase II-specific; zinc ion binding; DNA binding. The record is from RefSeq and is a predicted model, not a curated record. Lineage: Eukaryota; Fungi; Ascomycota; Dothideomycetes; Mycosphaerellales; Mycosphaerellaceae. Gene Ontology annotation, biological process: DNA-templated transcription; regulation of DNA-templated transcription.